AUGAGCAGCACGACUCAGAACGAAGACCUGCGCGAUGCUCUGAGGAGUGAGCAUUAUACGCUUAUGUCCCUUGAGGAACUAGAGUGUCUAUUGCCUUCUCACCAAAGUGACCCAAUUUCGACAGGAGUUUUACCCGAUGGGAGAUAUUUUGCGCCACGCUACCUCAAUCAAUACUUCUGUGUUUUUGACAAUCGAAACGCCUACAUCCUCUAUUUUGUGGAGCAUUAUUUCUCUCACACCAAUAUUGGGAGAAGUGGAGCCAUCCAUGCCUUAAUGGACAUGUACAAUUCAGUUCCACUUGAUUUGGUUGUCAUGGCAAAUCGUCUGGCAUCGGUGCAUGUGACCCAAGAUGAGUUACGCGUCGUUAUAACAUUAUUCAGUCAUGAUUUGAUGAUUGUAAACGACGUCUUAGGACGGAGCUACAUUAAACGCAGGGAUAAUUAUUGGCUCUUGGCCUCCUGUUGCCUGAAUGUGACCAAGUUGGCCAAUGAGUUCUGGACUCAGCAGCCAAGAAUCCAUUCGUGGACUCGUGGCACUGAAACCAAAAAAUCGAACCCCAGAAAAGAAAAACACGAGGGCGUGGGUUUCAGCACUGAGGUUAAAAGUAAAGAAGCCGAAUUGGCUUAA
Rodentolepis nana is the source of this 627-nucleotide messenger RNA. Lineage: Eukaryota; Metazoa; Platyhelminthes; Cestoda; Cyclophyllidea; Hymenolepididae. The record is from the annotation of a GenBank genome assembly.